AUGCCCGACGGAAAACCCCUUGCGUUAACUGGAAGUCAGAAUUCCUUCCAACCUCCGGAGGACGAGGACGACCAUUCAGAGGGACCUUCUUUCAGACGACAGAAGCGACAAGCAACUGUCUACGAUGCCGUAGCUGGCCGGGUAAAUGCGCACGGUUUCCUUCCAUUAAUUCCUUUCUCCUCGCGAUACCGUGACACGGCGUCGUCUAAUUUUCGACCUGUCCGUCCGGAAGAAGUUCUCUUUCGUCGGCAAAAUGCACCGACUCGGUACGAGGAGAAUGACUUCUACUUUGCCCAUGAAUCCCUUCCGUCCGACCGCCCGCUCCCUAGUUCCGACCUGCUAGAAGCUAUUCAUACCUACUCAGCGGACUACUACGACUACGCGACUCCUGACCGCGGCCAGGAUGAUUACCAAAGCAUGGAUGAAACGGCGCUGAUUGCCAUGGGGAUACUUUUGGAGGAGAUGGCGAAGGAAUCGCUCGGCAAAACGGGUGAUUUAGUCCUGGUGGAAGGGGAAGAGAUAGCAAGCGAGGAGGAUCAAUCUCGACCCCAGACGGCGAAGCGUGUCGGCCGUAAAAGGGCCAAUACUGGUCGAAGUAGCAUCCUGGCAAGCUCGGGGGACGAACUCGGGACGGCUAGACUCGCAUUUGCUAAACGACGGACCCCCUUUACUGAAUUCACAAUGGGUUCGGACACCUUCGAACUUGCCGGUCGGCAGUUCCCCAAGGUGACAUGGUGGAAGAAUCCAGGAAUGAGGAAAACCUAUAUCUGUCUGGGAAUGGUGGUCCUGACGGCGGCCACGAAUGGCUACGAUGGAUCCAUGAUGAACGGUCUUCAAACCCUCGAACCUUGGCAGGAAUAUUUCAAUCAUCCCGGUGGCUCUCUUCUGGGAAUUCUCAGUGCCAUUAUGUCCCUGGGAUCCCUAGCAGCUCUACCCGUCGUACCGUACACCGCAGAUCUGCUGGGACGUCGGAUGGGUAUCUUGAUCGGCUGCUUGAUCAUGAUCCUCGGAGUUGUCCUUCAGAGCAUCAGUGCCAAUUACGGCAUGUUUUUGGCAGCUCGAUUCCUGAUCGGUUUCGGCGUCGCCAUUGCUCAUGGCGCUUCCCCUCUAUUGAUCACCGAAUUGGUGCACACCCAGCACCGUGCCAUCUUCACCACGAUCUAUAACACCACGUGGUACUUGGGUGCCAUUGUCGCGGCGUGGCUCACCUUCGGCACCAACAAUAUUUCGAACAACUGGUCCUGGAGAGCUCCGACAAUUGUCCAGGCUGGGCCGUCGGUCCUCCAAAUCAUCUUUAUUUGGUUUGUCCCCGAGUCACCUCGAUUCCUCAUCUCCAAAGGCAAGCACGAGCAAGCCCUCAAAGUUCUGGCGGACUGUCACGCCAAUGGCGACCAAGAGGACGAAGUGGUUCAGCUGGAGAUGCACGAAAUCAAGGAAACCAUUCGGUUGGAGCAGGAGUUCGAAAGCAACAGCUGGAAGGAACUGAUCCGCACCAAGGGCAACCGACAUCGCAUGAUCAUCUGUAUCACGGCCGGUUUGUUCUCUCAAUGGUCCGGCAACGGUCUGGUGUCCUACUAUAUCGCCAAAAUUCUUAACUCAGUCGGAUACACGAGCUCCGUCGAGCAGAACUUGAUCAACGGCUGCCUCCAGAUCCUCAACCUGAUCGUGGCUUUGACGAUGUGCUUCUUUGUUGACAAGAUUGGGCGACGCAAGCUCUUCCUCACUUCGACCGCCGGCAUGCUGGUGGCAUUCAUCGUGUGGACCAUCUGCUCCGCUCGCUAUGAUAUCAGCAAGGCCUCGGGGGCUGCGAAUGCAGUGGUCGCCAUGAUUUACAUCUACUACGUGUUCUACAACAUUGCUUGGUCAGGCCUUCUGGUGGGUUACACGGUGGAGAUCCUCCCGUACAGCAUCCGCGCCAAGGGUAUGACCAUGGUGUGGCUCUGCAUUGAUGCCGCGCUUUUCUUCAACCAGUACAUCAACCCCAUCGCCCUCGAUAACAUUGGCUGGAAGUACUACAUCUUCUACUGUGUGUGGCUUGCCAUCGAGCUGGUGGUGGUCUGGUUCUUCUACAUUGAGACACGUAAUACUCCGCUGGAAGAAAUCGCUCGGUACUUCGACGGGGAGACCGCCAUGGUCGGCGGUGCUGCCGCCACCGAGAAAGCUCGAGAGCUGACCGAGACAUUGCACGUUGAGGAGGUCGUUCCGACUAGUGAUACCCAGAAAGACCAGGGUCGCGUGAGCGAGUUGAAAACGUCCCAAUCUACAUCUAGUAACUUACACCAUGAAAAGCCCCCCAAACUCACCAAAGACGAAAAACAAAAGCGCAUCGUCUCCCACCUCCGCUCGACCGGGACCUGCCACACGCUCAAAGAGCUCGAGAAGAUGCUCCCCUCGAUCGUGUCGAUCAACGGCAUGCAAGUCAAAGAGUACCUGCGCGAAUUGGCCGACGACGGCCAGAUCCGGGUGGAGAAGAUCGGAAGUGGGAACUGGUACUGGUGUUUCAGUGGAGAGGAGAAGAUGGAACGGGAGCGAAAGGUGGAACAGCUGCAGGAAGAAGUGGAUCGACUACGGAGCAGUAAUGAAGAACUGGACAGGCAAUUGGCGGUCAGGAAACGGGAGCAAGAAGAUGAUGAGAAGGCGCUGCAGCCCGGUGAGCGAGAGAGGUUGAUCCGGCACAAGGCGGAAUUGGAGACGGAGUGUCAGCAGUUACGGAAGGAGUGGUUGGCUGUGUCAGAGAGUCUGGAUGGGGGCAAGGGGGUCCAGGAGAUGAAGGAUGAGGUGCAGCAGUUUCAGCGGGAGGCGCAGAUGUGGACGGAUAAUAUCUACGUGUUGGAAGGGUUUGUGAGGAAAAUGGUCGGCGGCGAUCGCGAGGUGAUGGAGAUGUUGCAAAGGGAGUGUUACGGGGAAGAUUAUGUGGAAGGGGAAGGACUGCGAGAGUGGGAAUGA
Aspergillus nomiae NRRL 13137 is the source of this 2946-nucleotide messenger RNA. RefSeq names its product hexose transporter protein. The record is from RefSeq and is a predicted model, not a curated record. Gene Ontology annotation, biological process: carbohydrate transport; transmembrane transport. Lineage: Eukaryota; Fungi; Ascomycota; Eurotiomycetes; Eurotiales; Aspergillaceae. Gene Ontology annotation, molecular function: carbohydrate:proton symporter activity. Gene Ontology annotation, cellular component: membrane. The coding region runs from base 1 to 2946 and encodes 981 amino acids. The transcript has 9 exons.